UACAUUGUUGGCCCAGGCACAGCUUCUGUUGUUGGCGUUCUCAAGGCACCGCAUAUCAACCAUGAGAGACUUUGUAAAAGCUCGAAGAUUAAUGAACCUUUUGGAGCGCUGUUCCACCAUGAAACAUCUGAAGCAAUGUCAUGCUCGCAUAAUCCUUACUGGGUUUGAACACAACCUCCAUGUCGUCGGAAAGAUCAUUCUUUUCUGUGCCGUGUCGGAGCGUGGAGACAUGAGUUACGCCCUCUCCAUCUUCGAAAGGGUCGAACAACCAGAUGCGUUUCUCUGGAACACCAUGAUCAGGGGCUUCUCCCAGACCACCCAAUCCCAAAAGGCCAUCCAUUUCUAUCGCAGAAUGCAGGAGCAAGGAGAGAAACCAGAUAAUUUCACCCUUGCUUUCUUGCUUAAAGUUGUUGGGCGAUUGAAUUCUGUUUUUCUUGGGAAUCAGUUUCAUUGUAACACCCUUAAACUUGGCCUCUCCUCCCAUGCUUAUGUCGGUAAUUCUCUCAUGCAUAUGUAUGGUUUGCUCAAGGACAUUGACACCGCACGCCGCCUGUUUGAUGAAAUGCCCAAUGCAGAUUUAGUGACUUGGAACUCAAUCAUAGACUCUCAUGUCUGUUGUGGAAGCCACAAGGAAGCGCUCCAACUAUUCACGAGAAUGAUUCAGAAUGGGAUACAACCUGAUGAUGCCACUUUGGUAGUGACCCUCUCGGCAUGUGCUGCAAUUGGAGCUCUAGAUUUUGGGAGGCAGAUUCAUUCCUGUAUUAGAGACACCGAUAUUGCAGAUAUUACAUCCGUAUGCAAUUCCCUUGUUGACAUGUAUGCCAAGUGUGGAGCAUUGGAUGAAGCAUACGACACAUUUAGCAAGAUGAAAGUGAAGAGCAUAGUUUCAUGGAAUAUCAUGAUUCUCGCGCUUGCAUCACAUGGUAAUGGAGAAGAUGCAUUGGCCCUUUUUUCAAAAAUGGUCGAAGAGAAUGGCGAGAGACCUGAUGACGUGACAUUCUUGGGACUACUUUGUGCUUGUAGCCAUGGAGGGAUGGUUGACGAAGGAAGAAUGUAUUUUAAAGUUAUGGCCAGAGACUAUAAUAUCCAACCCACAAUUAAACACUAUGGGUGCAUGGUAGACCUUUUGGGUCGAGCUGGCUUAGUUGAGGAAGCAUACGGCUUGAUAAAGAGCAUGCCAGUGGAGUGCAAUGCAAUUGUCUGGAGAACUUUGUUAGCCGCAUGUCGAGUUCAUGGACGUGUUGAACUUGGAGCGAAGGUGAGAAAACAUUUACUGGAAUUGGAACCAGAUCAUAGCAGUGACUAUGUUCUUCUUGCAAGCAUGUACGCAAGUGCAGGUCAAUGGAAUGAAAUGAGCAGAGAGAGAACAUCAAUGAAGGAAAGGGGAGUUCGAAAAACAGAGCCUGGAAACAGCUUCAUUGGCAUUUCUGGAGCGAGUGUAGAUAAACAGUCUAUUGAAGGAUUGGCGCAAUACUGUACGUGGUCAUUGCUCCGUGCUUAAAUUUAUUGUAUGGUUUUGUGCACCUGUAACAAGUUUUUAUUUUUUAUUUUUUUGAGAUAAAAUUUCCUUUAACAAUUAGAUGAGAUUCACUUAAAACAUUGGCCGGCCGAUUCUUUUGAGAGUACAGCAUAACAGAAAUCCUUUUUCUUUUUGUACAGAAGAUUGAUCCAUCUGAUAACACAUGUAACUUGCUAGUUCAACUUGAUGUA
This is a messenger RNA of Prosopis cineraria, 1710 nucleotides long. RefSeq names its product pentatricopeptide repeat-containing protein At4g21065-like. Lineage: Eukaryota; Viridiplantae; Streptophyta; Magnoliopsida; Fabales; Fabaceae. Gene Ontology annotation, molecular function: RNA binding; protein binding. The transcript has a single exon. The record is from RefSeq and is a predicted model, not a curated record. Gene Ontology annotation, biological process: RNA modification. Bases 62 to 1501 code for a protein of 479 amino acids.